GUGUUUACCAACAAGCUGCAGCUGUUGAGCCAGGGUAAGCGGCCCGACGGGAAGCGACUCGCUUUCCUGGACCACGUCCUCGCCUCGCACGACGCUCGCGCCACGCUCUCCGAGCACGAGAUCAAGGAGGAGCUGCGCACGCUCAUCUGGGCCGGCUCCACCACCAGCACGGACUUCCUCAGCUUCUUCUUCAUCAUGAUUUCGAUGCUGCCCGACAUCCAGAGCAAGAUUCACGAGGAGCUGGACGUGGUGUUCGGCGAGGAGAGAACGCGUCCCGUGGAUCACGCGGACCUGCAGCACCUGCAGUAUCUGGAGCGGUGCAUCAAGGAGGCGCUGCGCAUGUUCCCGCCCGUGUGCACCUGGGGCCGGCAGGUCAAGGAAGACGUCAAGCUGCCCUCCGGGUGGGUGCUGCCCAAGGGAUCGGUUGCCGUCGUCGUCCCGUACGCGGUGCACCGCAACCCCAAGUGGUUCCCCGACCCGGAGAGGUUCGACCCGGACAGGUUCCUGGUCGACAACUGCACUGGCAGGCACCCCUUCACCUACAUCCCUUUCAGCGCCGGUUCUCGCAACUGCGUGGGGCAGCGCUACGCGAUGAUGAACAUGAAGUCCCUGACGGCCAGCGUGCUGCGCACCUUCACCGUCCUGCCGGACCCGCUCGGCCCGAGGACCUUCCAGGAGAUCCCCAUCACCAUCGGGCUGUCCAUGGUGCCCACGCACGGCUCCCGGGUGCGGCUAGUCCCCAGGAGGACCGCGGCGGAGCGGGCGGCGGGCUCGGGGUGAGGGUGGUUGUGGGCCUCCCCCACCCCCUUCACCAUCCGCCGGUGGAGGGCGAUCGGAGGGCCACCCGAAAACCUUCUUCCAGCCUACCAUCUGUAGACCGUGGUUAUAGAAGGCCUCUCCGAUCACCCUCCCGAGAUUGGAGGCUGAGUCAGUCGCUAGUCUCUCGGUGACUUCAGUGUCACCCACCAUUCACCACGAAGAUGUCAAGCGAAACGUGGCGUGUGCGAGAGAACUGAAACAAACUAUGAAGGGCGAGUGAUGGCGCGCGUGCCUCCAAGUGAUCUCCACACACGCACCGCGCUCGCUAUUAGUGUAUUUAAUGUGUUUAGACUUCGAGGAACAAAUGCUUUAAGAUUUAGAAAUUAAUUAAGGUAGGCAGAGUUUAGCACGGGGCGCGUAGGCGUGCCUGCUGAAAGGGUUAGGGAUAAGUAGACCAGCCGCGGAGCAGACUUUAGAUGGCGACAUUUCAUUGUUCUAAUUUACUACAAUAAGGAAAGUAACUAAGAGUAAUUUACCAUUUAAUCAUGGCCAAUGCCUUGCCUUAAGAAUACAGCUGCCGAAGUCAUAUUGCGGCUUAAAUAAAAUACGCAGUCGGGUGAUAUAAAGUUAAUAAAUUAGAGGGAUGAAAUUACUUCGAAAUUAUCGUAUUUUUCAUUGAUCUUACAUUUAAGUGCCUAAAGUUUAUUAUUAUAUUAUUAGUAGGACCAUUAUUACAAAAUAAACAUUUGGUCGCGCUGGUGUUUACUAUUGCAAGUUCGUUUCGAAAACUGAAAAGAAAAUGGCUGUUGAGUUUA
This is a messenger RNA of Frankliniella occidentalis (western flower thrips), 1574 nucleotides long. Its product is annotated as cytochrome P450 4c3-like. The record is from RefSeq and is a predicted model, not a curated record. The transcript has 3 exons. Gene Ontology annotation, molecular function: iron ion binding; heme binding; oxidoreductase activity, acting on paired donors, with incorporation or reduction of molecular oxygen. The annotation marks the transcript as partial. NCBI's taxonomy places the organism in Eukaryota, Metazoa, Arthropoda, Insecta, Thysanoptera, Thripidae.